AUGAACACCAACAACAACAACACUAGCCACAAUGAUAUUGUUCCUGAGGGAACAAUCACCACAGAUUCAGUUUCAAACGAAGAAUUACACAAUACAACCAAUAACGAUAAUGUCAAUGUUCAAAGCUAUGUUGGACCUAGUGAUUCAGUCGAGUCUGGUAGUAACACUGCUGAUGAAGAAAAUGAAAUUAAUAGUUUAAAUGCACAAAAUGUUAAAGAUUAUGAAGCUAAUAUUGGUGGUGGUCAAUUGCCUCCUGAUGAUGAAUUGAGUAGAAUUGAAUCUAGUACUGAAUUAUCCAGAAGAGCCACCAGAAGUAUAAUGAAUACUGAAAGUUUAUUACGUUCUGCAUCUCAAUCGAGUAAACCAUUACCACCAAUGGGUGGAGGUAAAGAAUAUCCUCCAAUGCUUGGUUCACGAGAUCCUUAUGUUGUUGCCUUUGAUGGUCCAGAUGAUCCCGAUCAUCCUCAUAAUUAUCCGACUUGGAAAAAAGUAUUAUAUUGUGCAUCAGUUGGUCUUGCGGCAUUGUCAGUGUCUAUGGGAUCAGCAAUGUUUUCUCAAGCAAGUGCUGAUAUAAUGGCAAUUUAUCAUAUUGGUUGGACUCCAGCAACUUUAACCACUUCAUUAUUUGUUUUCGGGUUUGCUUCUGGUCCAGUUAUUUAUGGUCCAUUAUCAGAAUUAUUUGGAAGAAAAUUAGUUAUGGUGCCUUCAUGUUUAGGUUAUGUGUGUUUUUCAUUUGCUGUAGCAACGGCUAAAGAUAUUCAAACAAUUAUGAUUUGUCGAUUUUUCGCAGGGUUUGUUGGUGCUGCUCCUUUAGUUGUUGCCCCCGCAGUUAUGGCCGAUAUGUUUAAUAAUCGUUAUAGAGGUACAGCAAUUGCAAUUUUCUCCAUGUUAUUAUUUGGUGGACCCAUGCUUGCACCAAUUUUGGGAGCAUUCACGGUGAAGAAUAGUACCUUGGGUUGGAGAUGGACAUCAUAUUUUUGUGGGAUUAUUGGUGCUUUGGCAUUAUUUAUGAAUACUUUUUUGUUACAAGAAACUCAUCAUCCAUUGGUUUUAACUCGUAGAGCUGAAGAAUUGAGAAGAAGAACUGGUAAUUGGGGGAUUUAUGCUCCACAUGAAGAAUUGACUUUAAGUAUGAAAGAAAUUGUGGAAAAUAAUAUUGCUCGUCCACUUAAAAUGCUUUUCACAGAACCAAUUUUAUUUUUGGUCAGUCUUUAUAAUGCAUUUAUUUAUGGUAUGCUUUAUUUGUUUUUAACGGCUAUCCCAUUGAUUUUCUUGGGUGAAUAUCAUUUUGUUCAAGGGGUUGCUGAAUUACCAUAUUUGUCGAUGUUGAUUGGGAUUUUAAUUGGUGGUGCCAUGAUUAUAUUAUUUGAAAAAAGGUACAUUAAAGCCAUGGAAAAUAAUGGUGGUAAAAUCAUUCCAGAAAAAAGAUUAGAACCAAUGAUGGUUGGUGGAUUCACAUUUGUUAUUGGUAUUUUCUGGCUUGGAUGGACAGGUAAUUAUCCACAACAUGUACAUUGGAUAGUUCCCGUCAUUGGUGCUGCAUUUGUUGGUAAUGGAUUAAUGUUGAUUUUCUUGCCAUGUUUCAAUUAUAUCAUUGAUUGUUACUUGUUAUAUGCUGCCACUGCCUUGGCUGGUAACACAUUUAUUAGAUCAGCAUUUGGUGCUGUUUUCCCACUUUUCGCUAGACAAAUGUUUACCAAUUUAACCAUUAAAUGGGCAAGUACACUUUUAGGGUGUAUUGGUAUAUUACUUUUACCAAUGCCAUUUGUUUUCUAUUAUUAUGGUAAAUCACUUCGUCAUAAAUCCAAAUUUGCUUUCGUUUUGGAAUAA
Molecule: messenger RNA, 1830 nt
Organism: Candida dubliniensis CD36
Lineage: Eukaryota; Fungi; Ascomycota; Pichiomycetes; Serinales; Debaryomycetaceae
Gene: FLU1
Product: Flu1p
Exons: 1
Coding region: 1-1830 (609 amino acids)
Biological process (GO): transmembrane transport
Molecular function (GO): transmembrane transporter activity
Source: RefSeq, a predicted model, not a curated record